Messenger RNA from Megachile rotundata (alfalfa leafcutting bee), 3556 nucleotides. RefSeq lists its product as uncharacterized. The record is from RefSeq and is a predicted model, not a curated record. Lineage: Eukaryota; Metazoa; Arthropoda; Insecta; Hymenoptera; Megachilidae.
CUCGUAGAGUAUACGAAGCCUCGCUCGUGUCGCUUACUAUAAAUUUCAAUUCAGACUCUAUUCACAAUUUGCAAAUAUCGAGGAUGAAAAGAACUCGCAGGACAUAGGGUUCAAAUUGACGCGAAGCGAAAGGAUUAAGAACUUUGUUCGACCACGCGUUAAGCUUUCUCCGUUUUUGAACGCAUUUUGCAUUCCCGUUCUUUUACGCGAACCGCUUCUAUUCCUAGCAAAAUUUCAUCGAAAGAAACAUUUGUGGGCGUUGCACGGCCUAUUUUCUUUGCUCGUUUUUCCUCGAUCCAGAUAACGAGAAUCGAUAAAACGCGUCGAAAGUAGAUAGCUUGGGAUCAAUUAUUCUUUUAUCUCUGUCGACGUUGCGUUAACGUUACGCGGUCCUAUAUCGAACCUAACUGGUAAUUUUCUACUCUGAUGCAUCCUUUUCGCGCAAUAAUUGUGAACUAAUUAAUUGAGCCGACUAAUCGCAGUCCGAUUCGAUUCGUCCGAAACGAAAAUCGUCGCGACGGCUGAAUCGCCUAUCGAUCGAUAAUAGAUUACUCGCGCGUAAAUGCUCCGACUCGUUGAACAAAUUGCAGAUCUCGCUUCUUUCGUUUUUGCGUUGCUCGAAUUAUGUACGUUAUCACAUUCACGCGAAAUAACGUGUGUACGAUUGUUGGUCACCGCGUAUCUCGUUUGCGGUCUCCCUCCAACUUCCGUCCGGGGACGCGAAUUUCCACGACAGGAUGUCCCUAUAUUCGUUCUUCCUAUGUCGCGGUCUAAACAAGCGGAACGAAUCGCUAUUUCUCUCUCCGUCCUCCUCUAUCUUUUUCUCUCUCGUGCGCGCGAAGCGAUUCGUUUUCUACAACGUUCACUUUUCUUGGCCCGCGUUUACGGUACUCGCGGUAAUUCGACACUCGCGUAUAAGUACAUGAUAGAAACACGGUCAUCUUCGUACCACGCCGCUUUUCAUAACUCGUUAGAUCCGGAAAAGAAAGCAUAUCCGUGUUGAGGAACAGUCGUACACCGAUCGUGGUUCGCGUACACGCAGAUGACGCGAUGACGUUGCAUUGGUGGAUGCACUGGUUCUGGGUUACCGCUCAAUUUCUCGCGAUCUUAGGGAACCCGGUACCGUCGAGCACCUCGGAGCCGCGUAACCGGGUGCAGGAUCGCCUGAGCUCCGAAUCGACGCCGGAAAUCAGCUCCGUUGACACGGACAGUCCCGAACCGAGACAGAACUUUCGCGUGGCAAAGGCGAUCGGUCUUCAUCCUCCCACGAAUACGGCCGUCAUCUUCGACAGACAGUCCAGCACGAUUUCGGCCGGCAUGGAAGGAUCCAGCCUAGUCGAAACCAGCACCGAACUCGUCGAAGAGUAUCAUGGGAACACCAGCAACGCGGUGAAUCUCGACGCGAUCAGAGUUUUAACGGCGGAACGCGCGACGGAGACCACGAACAGAGUUCUGCGUCCUGCGACGAAGAAAGACAGCAAGAUCACGUGGAUCCUGACGACGAACAAGGCAGGAGGUAGAUCCAAGUACGAGCAGGAAGAGAAAGUCGAGGAAAAUGGGAAUCGGAACGGCAGUAACGACCAGGUGGAGAAUCUCACGGUGCUACCUCUUCAGGAAGAGGUGUCGAGAAUCAGGCUGGUACUGAACAAAACGAAAUCCUCCUCCUCCUCCUCUUUAUCGUCGGCCGUCGGAAAUUCCGCUAUCAGGACGUUCAAUCGCUCCGACGACGUCGAAAUCGACGAGGAACUCGUCGAACCACAACUAUUCGCUACCGCUGCAUCCAUUUUAGAAGUUGGAGUAAGCGAGUCGACUCGAUUGAGCAGAGCGAGAAGCGCCUUCCCGAAGGACUUUCAAAGGGAUCAGGUACAGGAAGAUCAACUUACCGAUUACAAUGACAGCAGUAGCCAAGGCUCGAGGCAAGAGGGUGGUUCGUCGAGAUCCACCGUGGACAUUGCCGCUAUUACCGGCAGCUGCUUAGCGACCGUAGUUCUACUCAGCACGAUGGGUAGCCUCGGAUUCAUUAUGUACAGGCGCAGGUACCUGAACCCACCGCAGACGCUGAACAGCGAUAAAUGCAGCAAUCCAGAUAGUUCCGGUUAUAUCGAUGAUUCCACUAUUCGCGAUAAUUCAGAGGAGAUGUACAGCCUGGAUAAUGACUCGUUCCUAAACUCGUUAGAAGCGAUGACAAUACAAAAUUACUGGACAGACAGUGUGAAGCACACGAAGCUAUGACAAAAGAGGAUAAUCCAAUCUGGAAAGAGAAUGGAAACGUUCAGUAUAGCCGACGGUGAAGCGCACGAACAAAUAUCGUUGUUGGAGCAGUAGUACUUACACGCCGUCUACCGGACAUUAUUUUCAACGGUGGAAAAAGAAAAGUGGAUUUUCUAACGUAGCCGUUUACGCGCGGUUUAUUUCCGUUAAGCGCUAUCGCUAAUCGCUAGCGAACCGCGUACAAAAAAUAAGCGAACAAAAAAUGUUUUAAACGUUUACGCAGACUUCUUAGGUAAUCUCCGUCGAUUUUGCGAUUUCUUCGAAAAACUGACGACGUGUCAAAAUUGUUUGGCGCGCGAAAUCCUUUUCAUAGAUAUCCCUGUUUCGCGUCGUACGCGUUUCGCGAAUGUCUCCUGUACGACGUGUAACGCGGGGUAUACCGCAUCGUGCGUAUCGCCAUCAAAUUUUCAUCAUUAAACUUGCAUCGUUCUCUAUAUUUUUCUACCGCUAAUACGAUUGGCAAAACGUCGGUUUAGAAAGGAAAGCGACUAAUCGCUUUUUGUCGGACUACAGUAAUCGGAUAGUGCAAUAACGUAUAUACUUUAUCGAUGCGAUAAUUAAUGUUACAUUUUUAGAACAGUAAGUACAAAUUAAUUAAAAACCAUUAAUUUUUAGCUAGACAUAUUAGAGGGUGCGAAAAGUAAUUUAAUAAAAGUGAAUUCCUACGAAUCGCCAGAGAAAUACUUCCGAACUAACGCGCACCGUGAAUUUCGAUUCGUAUAACGAACCAUACCUGUGUUUAUCUUUCUAAUUCGAAGUCGAGCUUGAACGUGUCACGGUCUUCGAACUUUCAAAAGAGAUUAAACACGGUUCUAAUAGAAUAAUAGAGAUCGAACUAAUAUCGCUUAGCAUACACGAUCAGCUUUAAAUAUUUUCGAAACAGGAUGAUCGGGCUAACAAAAAAGAUUGGACCAAAUACAAUACCGUAGUUUGUAGCUUUAUGCCUUUAUAACAUAUCCAGCAAAAAGACACGAGGAGAUUUCAUUCGUCUUUUCCACUGCACUUAUAGCUUGUAUAUAUGUACAUGUACGUGUACUAUAACAAUAAUUACAAGUAUAUCUAUUAUGUAUAGACGUGCGAACUCCGUGGUGAUUUCUCGCCAUCUUCCAAAUACGAUUUAUGUUUCUGUAGAAGUUAGCACUUGUUUGUUCAAAUAUAUUUCUAUACGAGCCUCGCGCAGAAGAGGAAGAAAAUUUAUUGUGAUAGAUUAUAGCGUUUAAUAAAUGUAAAAUUAUCACUGAUUCCUUUUAUAGUAAUGGUUGUGAAUAAAUCCACUCGCAUAUUA